ACGCGCACGCAAACGACAAAAUAAAACGCGGGCGCGCUCAUGAGAUAUAAAAAAUAAUUAAAAUAAAUUUCGCAUAGAAAUAAGCUAAAUAGUCAUAAAAGAAUUUGUAUAUAUAUUAUAGACAUAUAUAUACGAUAAAAGUACAUGCCGCCACAAAAUUCAAUUCAAGGCAAUACCAAAUAGGCGUCUACAUAUCACUGGAAAGCCUCCAACUGCCCCACUCGCCCCAGCAAAACGCUCCAGUUGCGGCAACAGUUGGCACGGCCAAGGUCUUUUAUGUGCGGGCCAAGAGCUGCGGAAUAUUUAACCGAAUACCGAACAUAACUAAACAAAAUAAUAUUGAAAUAUAUUGAACAAGUGUGUAGUGAAAAUAUUCAUAAUCAUAUAUACAAAGUGUUCAAGUGAUUGCAUUUUAUUUUGAUAUUAAAUCCCGCUAAUUGUGUUCAGAUUUGUGAAUUCAAAAUGCCUGACAAAAAAGAAGAGGCCCCCUCGUUCUUGAAACGUGCCGGCACCGAUAAAUUGCGCGAAGUUUUCCUCAAGUACGCCUCAUUACAGAAGGAUGGUGAACAUUAUAUGACCAAUGAGGACUUUGUGCGAAAAUUUCUUGGUUUAUUCACGGAGGCUGCAUUUAAUGAUGAAUCGGUGCGUCUACUAGCUGGUAUUGCGGAUACAAGCAAGGAUGGACUCAUCUCGUUUUCGGAAUUUCAAGCCUUCGAGGGCCUACUCUGCACACCCGAUGCGCUCUAUAGGACCGCUUUUCAGCUGUUCGAUCGCCAAGGCAAUGGCAUGGUGUCCUAUGCUGACUUCGCUGAUGUCGUACAAAAAACUGAACUGCACUCAAAGAUACCUUUUAGCCUAGAUGGUCCAUUUAUCAAACGCUACUUUGGUGGUAAAAAGCAACGCCUUAUCAACUAUGCUGAAUUUACGCAAUUGCUGCACGAUUUCCAUGAGGAGUACGCAAUGGAAGCAUUCCGUAGCAAAGAUCCAGCUGGCACUGGAUUCAUCUCGCCAUUAGACUUUCAGGAUAUUAUCGUUAAGGUCAAGCGGCAUUUACUCACGCCCAAUGUUAAGGAUAAUCUGGUGGCUGUGACCGAGGGCCACAAAGUGAGCUUCCCAUACUUCAUUGCAUUUACCUCGCUUCUCAACAACAUGGAGCUGAUCAAGCAAAUCUAUCUGCAAGCCACACAAGGCAAUCGCCAUGAGCCUGUUACCAAGGAUCAGCUGCUCUAUGCCGCACAAACCAUGAGCCAGAUAACGCCCCUGGAAAUUGAUAUACUCUUUCAAUUGACUGGCGCCGUUUACCAGACGGGCCGAAUUGCGUAUAGUGACCUGAACAAUAUUGCACCUGAACAUUAUACAAAGCAUAUCACACAUCGAUUAGCCGAGAUCAAGGCUGUCGAGAGUCCUGCCGAUCGCUCUGCCUUCAUACAGGUGCUGGAGAGCACCUAUCGCUUCACUCUGGGCUCCUUUGCAGGCGCUGUUGGCGCCACUGUGGUCUAUCCCAUUGAUUUGGUGAAGACGCGCAUGCAAAAUCAACGUACAGGCUCGUUUAUUGGCGAAAUCGCGUACAGAAACUCCUGGGACUGUUUUAAGAAGGUCGUACGCCAUGAGGGCUUCCUUGGACUGUAUCGCGGCUUGUUGCCUCAGCUGAUGGGCGUGGCACCCGAGAAGGCCAUAAAGCUGACUGUUAACGAUUUGGUGCGUGAUAAGCUGGUCGAUAAAAAUGGUGACCUGCCCACUUGGGCGGAAGUGUUGGCUGGUGGCUGUGCCGGCGCUUCGCAGGUGGUCUUCACCAAUCCUCUGGAGAUUGUUAAGAUUCGACUGCAAGUGGCGGGAGAAAUCGCCACUGGCUCCAAGAUAAGCGCCCUGUCGGUGGUGCGAGAAUUGGGCCUCUUCGGUCUGUAUAAAGGAGCGCGUGCCUGUCUGCUGCGCGAUGUGCCCUUCUCGGCCAUUUACUUCCCUACCUAUGCGCACACCAAGGCGCUGAUGGCCGAUCAGGAUGGUUAUAAUCAUCCGCUGACAUUGCUUGCUGCUGGCGCCGUUGCUGGCGUGCCUGCCGCCUCGCUGGUCACACCUGCUGAUGUCAUAAAGACGCGACUACAGGUGGUUGCACGUUCGGGACAGACCACCUACACGGGCGUCUGGGAUGCCACCAAGAAGAUCAUGGCCGAAGAGGGCCCACGCGCCUUCUGGAAGGGCACAGUUGCUCGCGUCUUCCGCUCCUCGCCACAGUUCGGUGUCACGCUGGUCACCUAUGAGCUGCUCCAGCGUCUGUUCUAUGUGGACUUUGGUGGAUCACAGCCCAAGGGCUCCGAGAUGCCUAAGCCAAAGGUUCCCUUGGACAAUGUGAUAAGUGGGACAAAAAUAACCGCUGAUCAUAUUGGUGGCUAUAGGGCGGCUCUUCCUCUGCUCGCCGGCAUCGAGUCCAAAUUUGGUUUGUACCUGCCUCGGUUUGGGCGUGGCACUGCCUCCUCAUCAUCCGCCUCUGCCUCCGCCUCCGCCUCCAGCUCAACGCCUAGCACGGCGACGGGAUCGUGAUUGUAUUGGCGCCAUCGCCUAAACAACGUCAGUUAGGGGAUUUACAAUUUUAGACAUUUAGACAGAAAAUUUAGGAGCUACAAGAGCUAUAUACUAUAUGUAGAGCUGGCCAUCCAAACUCACACACACACACAUAUACACAUACUAUAUAUUUUUUGCUAGGACGCGUUUACACACGGCCCAUAUAGAGGAAGAAGAAAUAAACCAAAAAAAAACAAAAACAAAUAUAAACUGAUUGUGAACCUGAAACUAAUGCUGAGAGUCAAUGGCAAAGUGUGAAAUUUAUAAUUGUAUAUCGACUAUUGUAAAGUAGUGUGUACUUUUUCUAAUCAGCAACAAUACAAACAAAAACAACAACAACAACAAAAACAAAAGCAGCAACUAAGUUGUAACGAGUGUAAGAAACUUUUGUAAAAUUUGACUAUUUAAGUGCGUACACAAAAUCAGGAGCUGUUCUCUACUUUUGUAGCUGUGUUAAAUCAAUUAUAAUACAUACAUACGAGUAAAUAAUAAAAAGAGCUAGUUCAAAUGUA
This is a messenger RNA of Scaptodrosophila lebanonensis, 3071 nucleotides long. RefSeq names its product calcium-binding mitochondrial carrier protein Aralar1 (gene aralar1). Lineage: Eukaryota; Metazoa; Arthropoda; Insecta; Diptera; Drosophilidae. Bases 463 to 2538 code for a protein of 691 amino acids. The transcript is spliced from 11 exons. Gene Ontology annotation, molecular function: L-glutamate transmembrane transporter activity; L-aspartate transmembrane transporter activity; calcium ion binding. Gene Ontology annotation, biological process: malate-aspartate shuttle; aspartate transmembrane transport; L-glutamate transmembrane transport. The record is from RefSeq and is a predicted model, not a curated record.